Messenger RNA from Sardina pilchardus (European sardine), 1409 nucleotides. Its product is annotated as integumentary mucin C.1-like. The transcript is spliced from 10 exons. The record is from RefSeq and is a predicted model, not a curated record. Bases 46 to 1206 code for a protein of 386 amino acids. Lineage: Eukaryota; Metazoa; Chordata; Actinopteri; Clupeiformes; Clupeidae. Gene Ontology annotation, biological process: visual perception.
UUUGCCACAGGACAGACUCACAGAGUAACCAGCUGCCAGAAGAACAUGGACGCCAAGAGCCUGAUGACGGUCAUUUUCAUACUUGCUGAGAUGCCCUCAGCAUUUAUGAUGAGCACAACAACCUCCCCAUCUCUAAAGUCAACACCAACCAACACAACCACACCAGCAAUGCUAUCAGCUACGUCAACACCAACCAACACAACCGCACUAGCAGUGCAGGCAACUACAGUAAUGAUGAACAUGACAUCACCACUGAACGUGACUAUGAACACAACGGAACUCUUGAACGUGACCAGCGAGCCGUCUCCUUCUCUGACUGUGAUUGGCCUCGUCUUCUCCACCAAUGAGACGUUUACCAGCAGCCUCCUCAACCAGUCCUCUCCUGAGUACCAGGACCGGGUCAAUCUCACCAAGCAGCAGAUUGAGCCUAUUUUCAGAAUCUUUCCUGGCUUCAUUGAGCUGACUGUGCUUGGCUUCAGGAAUGGUUCCAUCGUGACGGACUCCGAACUGCGUUUUGACUCUGGCCAAUCAGAGGCUCCUGAUGCUGAGAAAGUGAGAGACACAUUCAAAGCUGCCGUUGCAGUGGGAAACGUAUCUCUGCAUGCGAUUCAAGAGUCUAUCAACGCAACAGUCAUAGCAGCGCAGGCAACUACGGUAAUGAUGAACAUGACAUCACCACUGAACGUGACUAUGAACACAACGGAACCCUUGAACGUGACCAGCGAGCCGUCUCCUUCUCUGACUGUGAUUGGCCUCGUCUUCUCCACCAAUGAGACGUUUACCAGCAGCCUCCUCAACCAGUCCUCUCCUGAGUACCAGGACCGGGUCAAUCUCACCAAGCAGCAGGUUGAGCCUAUUUUCAGAACCGUUCCUGGCUUCAUUGAGCUGACUGUGCUUGGCUUCAGGAAUGGUUCCAUCGUGACGGACUCCGAACUGCGUUUUGACUCUGGCCAAUCAGAGGCUCUUGAUGCUGAGAAAGUGAGAGACACAUUCAAAGCUGCCGUUGCCAUGGGAAACGUAUCUCUGCAUGUGAUUCCAGAGUCUAUCAACGCAACAGUCAUAGUGCCAGUUACCACAAGCAACACGCCUUCAUCUGCAGUGACCACGGCAGCCUCUGGGGCGAUGGUUGCCACGGCAGCCUCUAUGGCGAUGGUGGCCGCUACAACUCUUCUCUUGAUCCUACUAUUGGAGGCGCCUUCAUCAUAGAAGAGAAGAGCACACACACACACACACACACACACACACACACACACACACACACACACACACAGCCAUUAUAUAGGCGCAACACACAGACACGCACACAGCCCUAGCCACAGCCAAAAUAUAGCCCCCACACACACAGCCACAAUAUAGUCCUAACAAACACACACGUGCACAUACACACGCAUGCGCGCGCACACACUCAC